Molecule: messenger RNA, 3433 nt
Organism: Stylophora pistillata
Lineage: Eukaryota; Metazoa; Cnidaria; Anthozoa; Scleractinia; Pocilloporidae
Source: RefSeq, a predicted model, not a curated record
UCAACGGUUCGUCGACCAAAAUACACAUUUGUUUAAAACCCCACGAUUUUACGUGAUGCGAUUUUUAUGUGCCAAUCGAUUUGAUUGACGUCUGUGUCCAGUAUUGUUGAUACGCUAAAUGAUGUCUAUUGUUUCCUCCAACGCGGGAAAGGAGUCAGUGAAUUUCAUUGAAUCUGUGGACCAUCGUAAAGCAUACUAUGGAGUUUAAUCGAGAUAUUUAAUCCUCUUUUUUCGAUACCAGAGUGCAUGAAUUUGAUUUUCGUCGAAUGUUGCUUUGUGUGGGAAGAGUUUGGAUCGGAUACCACACGUUCAAGGUUCAGCUUUCUCGGAAGCUAACCAGUAUGUUUCACAACCACAUUUAAACGACGUUACCACAUAGACAUUGAAAUGCGAUACGGUACACUUGAUUACGCCCCAACAAUAGCUGUGAAAUUUUAAGCUGUUGGACGUCGCCACUCGUUUUAGAGGCACGAACGACUAUCUCAAACUAAAGAGCAUGGGAAAUCUUCGAUUGCACUUUUGAAGAUUCGACGAUUUCUACUUUGAAAAUGGCUGUACAAUUCGUCAGCAUAUACCCUUGUUGUUAUUGUGUGGCUUUGUUUACGCUUGCUGUGUUUCCAUUCGUCGGAUUUUGUGAGGAUUUGCUUCCAUAUCCUGUUGGGUUAUAUCCUUUUAAUAAAGACUAUGAAACUGCUGAUGCAAGUUGCUAUGGUAACCUGAGGGGAAAAGUUCAGAAUGUUCACCUUGCAACAGGUCCAUUUGAACAGGCAGAAACUGCAUAUGAGUUUGCAGGAAUUGGAACAAGCCACGUUACUAUUCCACAAAGUCCUCAUUUGGAUGUUAAAACAUCAAUAACAAUUUUAGUUUGGAUACAUCAAACAGCUCAUGCUGGUUCUGUCAUUCAAUAUUUGAAUGGGGAAGGUGAUGUUGGACUUUACACUUCAAGGACCACCUCAGUAUCUGCAAAGUUUGCAGAUCGGACUAGAAAGUCUUUUUCCUCAGUUAACAAUGGUAAUCAUUCAAUUAAUCUUCAAAAUAAGUGGCAAUACAUUGGAGUUUCUUAUGACCAUAACACCGGAAUGGCAAUCUUGUGGAUAAAUGGUAAAGAUGUCCAGAAAAAAUAUCUGGGCAAGUUUGAAUUAAGCACAGACAAUGAUAUUCGUGUUGGAGGUGGGCAAGGAAAGGGGGACAGUUUCCAAGGACAAAUAUCAUGUUUACAGAUCUAUGAUAGAGCACUAACUGGGGUUGAAGUUGCUGAUGUAAAAAACAGAUGUGAUGAGCACAGUCUUGCAACUCCAGUAAACUGUAAGACAAUUGCAGCACCUGCUGGAUGUGGUGUUCCCAUGACUACACAGUCUGAGACAUUCUACUCUCCUGGCUACCCCAAAGGUUAUCCGUACAAUGCAAAAUGUGUGUGGGAAAUAGAAGUUCCCAGUGGAUAUGUGAUAAGCUUGCAGUUAAGGAAAUUUUCUUUGGAAGUGUCUUACACCAAGUGGCCAAAUUGCCCAGAUUAUGUUAUUGUCCGUGAUGGCAUCAACAGCUGGUGUGACAAACUAAAAGCACUUUGUGGAGGGGCAGAAGACUGGAAUGAGGAAAUUGUUUCUACUGGAAAUGGUAUGAGGGUGGAGUUUGAAUCCAGCAAGAAUGGCUCAGCUUCAGGCUUUAUGGCAACAUACAAAGCAACUCCAGUUGAUGAAGUUUUAAAGGAAGAAGAUGAGGAAAUGAUUGACUUUAGUCGUCACUACACUGGAAUUGUGAUAGGCGUGGCAUGUGCUGCAAUCUUUGCAAUCCUAUCAAUCAUUACAUUUAGCCACACCAAGAGGAGAUUACAGGAGCGUCGCCAUGGCAGCCUGACACAGAGUGGUGGUAGACAGAUCUCUUAUUCUGAUAAUGACAUCUUUCAACAAAAUGCUCCACCCACUUAUGACGAUGUUAUGCGCUACCCAGAGCUGUACCCACCGACACCAUGUCAAGGAUCAUUAGCCAAUACUCCGGCAGCGACCCCAAGAAGGGGGUCUCCUGUCUCAACCCCUACGACACCACGCCGCUCUCUCGACAGACAUAGAUCACCAAUGGUUAUUCCGAAAAUUGGAACACCCGUGGGAAUGCCACUUUUUAACCCACGGCCGAGACCAUCGAGUUCACUACAAAGUACCCUGAGUGUUUCUAUACAGCGGGGUAUUUCCCCUUUGGCCCGGGCUGAAUUAACUCCGCAGCAGUCCCGUCAAGCAGAUCAUCUGUCUUCCGAUGAACACGAUGAUGAUGAUGACGAUGACGAGCUGCCGCCAUACCCGGGUAUUACGGGGCAACCUACAAGGGGAGAUUACACUGCUCUCAGCAUGGACGUUGAUUCUGUUUUGGAUCAAGUUAGAGAGACGUUGGAACAAAGAAGGUUCACUCUGCGACGUGGAUCAAACCCUUCCUUAAGUGACAAUAACUCAGUGCAUUCUCGCGUCAGUGGAACAGUAAAUGCUCAAAGUGGUUCGCUACCUUUUUCUGGUGUUGUGAACAAUUCAGGACCGCUCCAGGAAAGAACUGAACCGAACAUAACUCCAAAUACAUCAUUAUCAAGUGUUGAUGGUAACGGUUAUAUUAAUCCAUGGAUAUCUUCUAAAAUUCCACGCGGGAACAGAUAUGGAGGUAUCUUAAGAUCUAUUGAAUCAGAUGUAUGAGGUUUAAGUAUCGUGCGAUGCCUCACAAAGGAUGGCUUUACAAGUGGAGGCCCUCGGAUUUCAAGGCCCAUGUGAGGGGCAUUAUACUAUUAACAUAUACGUUUUAGAUUUUCUUACAGAGCUAAACGAUCGAAUCUUAAAUAAUCCGUUAGUGUUGCCUGUUUUGAGGGACUAUAUUUAUAACCUUGCGGUUCAGAUAGUCACAGAAUUUGUUGUCUGACUUGACCUCGACAGUAUGGUUAGGGAGGACACAUGACUCCCUUAAAUUGUCCACAUAGGGAUACCCUGCUAGGAAGGGGGUCUGUUUUAGAGUUACAGCGUAGUGUAUUUAAAAGGAAGGGGAGGGAAUCUCGUGAGUCGACGUGUAGAGGACGAUAACUUUUUCUACGUUCGGCCUGUGUACAUUUUAGGCGGGUUACUUGAAAGAAAUGGUAUUUUGAAUUGCUCUAUUAAUGGUCAAAACAGUUCUUUUGUCUUUCCUCCCUCAGUAUGCCCCUCCAAAACCUUCCGUUUUAAGUAAUAUUGUCAUGCCAGGCUCGACAAGCAACGGGUUUUAUAGUUGUUUCGUAUAGAAAUCCAUUUAUUUCUGGCGUAUAUUUUUAAGUUGAACUUUUUGUUGAAAGGAAGGUAAAUUAAAGCAUACCUUUACCCCGGAUUAAUAUAAUUAAAAGAGAGUUGUGUCAAACAUGGAAUAAAGGAAAUAGUUAUAAGUCCAGUGUACUAUUUUUGAACAGUUGUAUAUCUAAGUCACAGUAACGCUC